UUGGAGCUGGUCUACACAAAUCUGGACUGCAGAUCUUAGCAGUGUGAAGCAGAAGUCUACGUUUGACAUCACCUUUGGAUCAAAUUUGAGGGUUCCCUCCAAAAUGGUUUACUGUCCUUUCUACAAGACGGGCAACGCCAGCGUCAACCCAUCCAACCUAACGGCCAAUGCGAGCUCCAUAAAUGUCUUCCCCAUCACUCUCCAUGGAUUGUUCUCCACCAUUGGCAUCAUAGAAAACCUCCUCAUCCUCGGAGUGGUGGGCUUCCAUGUCCGCCGCUCUGUGAUCAGCAUUUGGAUCCUGAACCUUGCAGCUUCAGACCUGCUGGCCACGGGUUCCCUGCCCUUCUUCACCCUCUACAUGGCCCGAGGCAACACCUGGACGUUGGGCACCACCUUUUGCCGAAUCCACUCCUCCAUUUUCUUCCUCAACAUGUUUGUAAGUGGCUUCCUGCUGGCAGCCAUUUCUUUCGACCGCUGCUUGGUGGUUCUGCGACCCGUCUGGGCCCAGAACUACAGGAACAUCAAGCUUGUCCGGAGGAUAUGUGGGGUGAUUUGGACUGUGGCUGUUCUCUUCACUAUCCCCUUCUACAUAUUCCGCGACACCAUUGCCCUUCCUAAUGGCAAGAUCCAGUGUUACUACAACUUUGCCCGCCUCCUUCCGAGUGAGCCCUAUGACCUGGGAAGUCUAUGUCAGCAGCGCAAGGAGGCCUUUGCCUUCAUGAGGCUCUUCUUUGCCUUCCUGAUCCCUCUGCUGAUCAUAAUCUUCAGCUACGCAGCCGUGAACUACAGCUUGGCACGCAGAGGCUGCAGACGCUCUUUCCGUUUCGUUCGACUCGUGGUGGCCGUGGUGGUCAGCUUUGUAAUCUGCUGGGCUCCGUAUCACAUAUUCAUCAUCAUGGAGGUGGUGGCACCAAAUGAUCAUGCUGCACAGACAUUUGCAAUCAAGGCACUCCCUAUCGCGGCAACCAUCAGCUUCAUGAACGCUGUCCUGAACCCUGCUCUGUAUGUGUUCAGUUGCCCCGACCUGCGAAAUAAAAUCAAACACUCUCUGGGCGCUGUAAUGGAGAGUGUUCUGGUGGAGGAUCUGGCAGAGCUGGCUCGACGCCGCAGCACCGUACGCUCUAUCAGCACCACUGAGAUGGUGCUGCGGCCGAGAAAUUCUAUCGCAGCCUUUUGCCAGACAGCGGAGGAGCCAGAGCACAGUGGAAGUCUUGCUGACCAAGCUGAGAAUGUUGUUGUUGUCUUUCAUUCAUGUCAUAUCUAAUUUUUUGUCUGCUGUCCUCUAGUUUGAAUUGGUCAUUAAUGCUGAACGUGGUCAAACUGAACCUGGACUGACUAUGUGGGACAUUUUGAACAUGUAGAAAACACAUUUCUUUCAUUAACAUUAGAUUCUAACUAAAUCCUGUCAGCGUUUAGCACUGUGUGAGGUGCGUAAAUGUGCACCGCACUUCUCCUUAUGAGGGGACACAAUCUUUUAUUCUGCUGCAGUGAGAUCCCUGCAGGUGUCCAAUAAGCUCAAAAGUACCUGCAGCCCUCCUGCUAUCAAUCAGGACCUUAACCAGCGGGAGCGUGCCUUUGUUCCCACAUUCUGCUGCUGAUCGAAAUAAAAUUAUUCAUUCAUUCAUUCAUUUACUAUAAAGUGCUUCCAAAAAAUCUUGUGAGAGGAUAGGGUCUUAAAUUGAAGGGAAAUUUAGGAACACAAGAACUCAUUUUGAAAAUGUCCUAGAAAUGUGGGAACAUAGGGCUGACCCCUUAGCAGCCCAACAACUUUGACCCAAUGGUUGAGUCACCCUUACCCUAUAGCUAAUGAUACCGUUAGCUUGCUUUAAAAUCUCAUCUACUUUUCUUGGUGCAUCCUGGAGAGGUGUCUAUUAAAGUUUGAGCUUCUUCGUCUUCUCCUUGACAGUGUUGCCAACUUAGCGACUUUGUCUCUAUAUUUAGCGAGUUUUCAGACCCUUCUAGUGACUCUUUUUCAAAAAAGCGACUAGCAACAAAUCUAGCGACAUUUUCUGGUGUUUAAUGGAGACUUUUGGAGACUGACAUAAA
Molecule: messenger RNA, 2046 nt
Organism: Notolabrus celidotus (New Zealand spotty)
Lineage: Eukaryota; Metazoa; Chordata; Actinopteri; Labriformes; Labridae
Product: prostaglandin D2 receptor 2-like
Exons: 2
Coding region: 104-1264 (386 amino acids)
Biological process (GO): inflammatory response; positive regulation of cytosolic calcium ion concentration; complement receptor mediated signaling pathway
Cellular component (GO): plasma membrane
Molecular function (GO): G protein-coupled receptor activity; complement receptor activity
Source: RefSeq, a predicted model, not a curated record